Ornithodoros turicata is the source of this 2582-nucleotide messenger RNA. RefSeq lists its product as uncharacterized. The transcript is spliced from 4 exons. The record is from RefSeq and is a predicted model, not a curated record. Lineage: Eukaryota; Metazoa; Arthropoda; Arachnida; Ixodida; Argasidae. The coding region runs from base 368 to 1528 and encodes 386 amino acids.
CGCGUCCUGUACAGCAGGUCUUAUCUUUGUGGCUGAUGUCUCUCAUAUCUUACAACGGAUGAAAGAGGGCAAAAUUAAUCCACGCAUCAACCAAUGUGGCGUCGCUCAUGAUCAUAGUUUCCACGUGAGGUAUACAACCCCGACUUGCUAGUAUUAUUAUUGUUAGGGAAAGCUGUACCAGAAUUCGAAUUUCCCGUUCCUGUCGGUCAUAUGAUUGACUAUACCGUUGAAGACAAUACUGGAUUUUCCAGUGACACUGCCAUCACAAGCUAUAGGCUCGCGAGUUUGAUCGCGUGUUUGCGAGCAGAAGCGUGUAUUGCGCCGGUGGUUUUCGAACUAUUAGGAAUGCAGGUCUAGCUUUUAGGGCAUGGCGUCCGAUGGCACCAGUGCAGCGCCACAGGCACCCGGAGAAAAGCCGUCUGACAAAGACAAGAAGCCGGAGGCACAGCAAAAAGGCCCGUCAGACGUUGCGUCACAAUCGAAACAAACCCGCCAACGAUCUUCCGCCAGCAAAGAAAAGGGACAGGACGAUGUCCUGUCGACGACAACUGCCUGGGGCAAUGUCCAGGAACACUCUACUGUUCAGGCGACAGUUAUGGCAGCCAGCGGGAGCACGCUGUGGACAUUCUUGGCAGUGCUUGGCAAGACUCAGCAGAAGGGAGUGCAUACCGCCAAGUUACUAUUCUUCGUAUCAGUUGGCAUUUUCGUCGGCGUCCUCACAUGCAUGGCAGGAGUGCAACGUCCGCGCAGUCCUCCAAGAACAACGUUGACCCUACUUCUACGCAGUGCCAUGGGCGCUGCAGCCUUAUUCGCGCGGUUCCUCUCCCUUCGGCAGCUGUCACUCGUCGACUCUGCGGUCCUAACCUCUACAGCUCCGGCAUUGUCUUUGUUACCGGAACUCCUGCUGGCACUCAUAGGACGCAAGCGAAGUUCGUUUGUAGCACUGGCACCUCCUGCAUUAUUCAUGACGUCGGCGCUGCUCCUAGUCCUACUGCCCUCAGGAGCACCUGAAGACCCCCUUGAAGAUGAAGACAAGGCAAAGUCCGAUAUCUUGUCAACAAGAAGUGGUGCAUUAUGGGCCUUGGCAUGUGCACUUCUACAGGCUGCUCAGCAGCACUUGAGUGAUAUCACACUCGGUAUUCCGCAGGCUGUGGUGCUACUGCACACUUCAUUCGCUCUUUUCCUGGGUUCGGCCAUUCUGAGUGCCUGCUUUCUGGACGAGCCGGAGCAGCUGUUCACGCAGGGAGACAUGGGCGCCAUGGCCGUUGUCAGCCAGAUCAGCUUCGCCUACGUGUACUUCGUCAGUAAAGCACGUGAGUUGGACGAAGGCGCCCUGGUGAACAUGUACAAGUACUCCUUCGACGUAGUGUGUGCAUGCGCCCUGGCGCCCUUAUCUCUGCACGAGCUUCCCGUACUGCGAAGCUACGCUGCCGCCGUCCUCGUCAUCUUCGCAGUUAUCCUCGCAGAGUUACACCACCUUGUUGCAACUAUGCCAGCUUUCCGCAAAAAGCUGCGUUACUUCAUGUGACCAUUAGAGAGCUCGUCGAAGCACGCCGGCUGUCAAAAUGCUUGUCAAGUUGAACAGCAUCGUGUGAUUGUUUCGUGUUACUUCGUGAUGCCCUGUAAGAGCGUCAACGUUUUGUUGCAUGUUUUGAUGCACGUUUGCGCCUCGUGCUACGACAUCUGACGUAGCUCAUUUAGAGAGAUCAGUGAGGUUUUAUAACUUUGUUUUGAUUUGUAGCUUUGUGUUGUAAUUUUCUUUAACCUGUCCGCGUAACCCACAUCCAGAAACACGAAUUUUCCAAUGUGGAAGAAAACUGGCAGAAAGUGGACGGCAAUUACAGUUACAAUUACGAGCUCGAUUGUAAAUAAUUCCGAUGAAAUUUGCCGUUAUUCUGCUGACCUUUGAAGACAGUCUACAAGACUUGACCAGGUAGCAAGUUCGGCCUCAAGAGCAGUCGGAUGAUAUGGUAGGGACGAGAGUACCAUAUUAACUUACUCUUCGAACCUGCCGCCCACAGUCUCCCAUUUGAUCAACUUUACAGUCGCUGGCAUCCGAUAUACGGUGGUUUAUCCGUGACGGCAUCACUGGCCAGAAGAGCGCAAUGCAAGGACGCCAGGCAACGUUUCCCCGCAACUCUGUCAGCAAACGCUUCGGACAUCAUGGACGCUCGGAUGCUAAUGAAGGGGGGCAGCGCUGAACGACUUGCUUUACUUUGGAAAGAGGGUGUGGUGAUGGCGAAGGGCUACAGAAUGUUUUGUGUGCAAUGGGGGGCGUGCAUGGUGGCAAUGUCUGGAGACCAUGCACUGUCACGGGAAACCGUCUCUGACUUGUGUUUUUGUUGUGAAAACUGCCGCAUGUUGAUGAAGGGGUAUCUGUCCCGGAAGGAGUGGAGCCAUGAAAACACCAAUGGACAUCGCCCAUGCGAAACAGAUCACCCUGGAGAAGCGGUGCACCAUGCUCAAGGACAAGCCACGAAAGUAGUAGCAACUUAAAACGCUUAUAAUUUCAGAACUUUGCAAGGUAUCGCAAUGAGUGAGGUGGCGAUUGUAUAGAUAACAGGUAAAGGUUUCAUGAGAUA